Durotheca rogersii is the source of this 2948-nucleotide messenger RNA. Its product is annotated as AdoMet-dependent rRNA methyltransferase spb-1. Lineage: Eukaryota; Fungi; Ascomycota; Sordariomycetes; Xylariales; Xylariaceae. Gene Ontology annotation, molecular function: rRNA (guanine) methyltransferase activity; rRNA (uridine-2'-O-ribose)-methyltransferase activity. Gene Ontology annotation, cellular component: nucleus; preribosome, large subunit precursor; nucleolus. Gene Ontology annotation, biological process: rRNA methylation; maturation of 5.8S rRNA from tricistronic rRNA transcript (SSU-rRNA, 5.8S rRNA, LSU-rRNA); maturation of LSU-rRNA from tricistronic rRNA transcript (SSU-rRNA, 5.8S rRNA, LSU-rRNA). The record is from RefSeq and is a predicted model, not a curated record. Bases 1 to 2568 code for a protein of 855 amino acids. The transcript has 3 exons.
AUGGCCAUCCAGAAGAAGCACGGCAAGGGUCGUCUCGACAAGUGGUACAAGCUGGCCAAGGAGAAGGGCUACCGAGCGCGAGCUGCCUUCAAGCUGAUCCAGCUGAACAAGAAAUAUGGCUUCCUCGAGAGGAGCAAGGUGCUCCUGGAUCUCUGCGCCGCGCCCGGAUCGUGGUGCCAAGUCGCAGCAGAGGCCAUGCCCGCCAACAGCCUCAUCGUCGGCGUCGACCUGGCCCCGAUCAAGCCCAUCCCGAAAGUCAUCACCUUCCAGAGCGACAUCACCACCGACAAGUGUCGCGCCACCAUCAGGCAGCAUCUCAAGACCUGGAAGGCCGAUACCGUGCUGCACGACGGCGCCCCCAACGUCGGCACGGCCUGGGUGCAGGACUCCUUCAACCAGGCCGAGCUCGCCCUGCAAUCCAUGAAGUUGGCCACCGAAUUCCUCGUCGAGGGCGGCACCUUCGUUACCAAGGUCUUCCGGUCCAAGGAGUACAACAAGCUUCUCUGGGUUUUCAACCAGCUCUUCGCCAAGGUCGAGUCGACAAAGCCCCCUUCUUCGAGAAACGUUUCCGCCGAAAUCUUCGUCGUAUGCCGCGGCUACAAAGCGCCUAAGCACCUCGACCCCAAGUUCCUCGACCCCCGCGCCGUCUUCGCCGAAUACGCCGACCAGACCCCGAACAACGAAGCCAAGGUGUUCAAGCCCGAAGUCAAGAAGCGGAAGCGAGACGGCUACGAGGAGGGCGACUAUACGCAAUUCAAGGAGAUACCCGCGAGCGACUUCAUCGAGACCGCCGAUCCUAUAGCCAUCCUCGGCAGUUAUAAUAAGCUGUCUUUUGAGCAACCACGUAACGGCAAUGUGGCGCUCGCCGCCUUGGACAAGAUGCCGGAGACCACCAGCGAGGUUAGAAUAUGCUGCGCGGAUUUGAAGGUGCUAGGGCGUAGAGAAUUCAAACUCCUGCUGAAAUGGAGAUUGACUGCCCGCGAGGCCUUUGGGCUGCCUACCAAGAAGGCCUCGAAGCCUGCUGUUCCGGAGGAGGUCGCAGAAGUCGAGCCGAUGGAUGAGGAAUUAAAGAUACAAGAGGAGCUUCAGGCGCUGAAAGACAAGGACAAUUCCAGGAAGAAGCGCGAGAGACGGAAGGAAAACGAGAAGAAGCAGAAGGAGAUCGUACGGAUGCAGCUUCACAUGAUUGCCCCGAUGGACAUCGGCAUGGAACAGUCCGGCCCCCUCGGCCAGGAUUCGAUGUUUGCGUUGAAGCCCAUCGACAAGCAGGGCGCGGUCAAUAAGGUUGCGAAGGGAAAGAUGGCUGUCAUAACGGAGACAGACGCUAGGCAUGAGCGGGACAGCGGCAUCGGGUCCUCGGGCGAGACGGACGACGAGUCGGACGAGGAUGGCGACCGUCUGGAACGCGAGCUGGAUACCAUGUACGACCAGUACAGGGAGAAGAAGGCAGAAGCGGACGCAAAGUACCGGGCGAAGAGGGCCAAGGAGGAACACGAUGACGGCGAGUGGGAGGGGCUGUCGGCUGACGAACAGCAGUCCAGCGACGACGGCGAGCUCGACAUGGACAGCAGCGACGAGUCUGACGGUGACGACUCGUCUCCCUCGAAGCCGCUCCUCACGGAUCUGGACAACGGGCCGGCAGGGUCCGGGGGCCUCUCGAAACGAGCCACCAACUUCUUCAGCCAAGACAUAUUUAAGGACAUACCAGGAAUACACGACGAGCCAGAACCCGAACCUGAACCCGAGCUAGACGGGGGCGAAGCUGCCGAUACGGACGAAGACGGCGAAGACGCUGACCUUUCGGCACCGACAAAAGAGAAAUCAAAAGCCAAGAAGGAAAAAACGAAACCAAAGGAAGUCGAUGGAUUUUCCGAGUCUGAGGAUGACGACCGAGACGGCCGCUUCGAGGCUGUGAAGCAAGAUCUGCCCGACGACUGGGAGGAGCAAGAUAAACGUCUGCCCGACGGAAGACCAAGAGCGCCGCGAGCAGACAUCGACAUCAUCACGGCCGAGGCGAUGCAGCUAGCGCACCAGCUGGCGACGGGGCAGCGGACGCGGCACGACGUGGCGGACGACGCGUUCGACCGGCGGUUCGCGCGGGACCGGGAGGGGCUGCCGGAGUGGUUCGCGGACGACGAGGCGCGGCACGACCGGGGGCCGCAGCGGGCGGUGACGGCGGCGGCGGCGGCGGCGGCGCGGGCGCGGGCGCGGGCGGUGAACGCGCGGCCGAUCAAGAAGGUGCGGGAGGCGCGGGCGCGCAAGAAGCUGCGGGCGGCGCGGCGGCUGGAGAAGGCGCGGCGGCGGACCGACGCGCUGGCGGCCGAGGAGGGCAUGACGGAGCGCGAGAAGGCCGACGGCAUCGCGCGCGUGCUGGCCGGCGCGGCGAGGAAGGCCGGCGCCGCGGCGCGCCGCCCCGCCCCCAAGCUCGUCGUCGCCCGCGGCGCCAACCGCGGCAUCAAGGGCCGCCCCCGCGGCGUCAAGGGCCGCUACAAGAUCGUCGACGCCCGCAUGAAGAAGGAGCUCCGCGCCCAGAAGCGGAUCGCCAAGACGAAGACGAAGACGAAGUAGGCGGGUUGCGGCGCGAAGGAAAGGGUGUUAAUAGUUAUUGUAUUCUUGAAGACAAAAAGGGGCAAAGGGAAGAGAGAGAAGGACAGGAACUAGGCGGGAGGAUGACUGCUUCUGGGUGGAGUAUAUACGUGAUGGUAUAUAUAUAUAUAUAUAUACAUACAUACACUGUGAAUGCCACGCUGUCUUAGACGUAUAAUACCACUGUGGUCAUACAAGUUACGCAAGACUGCGUAUGCUCUAGUCUUCACUUGGAUUUGCACAGAGCCAGGCCGCCUAGCUCUAUCUACCCGGGUUAUUGGUAUCUCUGACGAACAACUUGACUCGAUUUUUAGUCCCUCCCUCCCUUUUUUUCUCCCUCCUUCUGCCCGAUAAGCCGCCCG